Molecule: messenger RNA, 360 nt
Organism: Staurois parvus
Lineage: Eukaryota; Metazoa; Chordata; Amphibia; Anura; Ranidae
Source: the annotation of a GenBank genome assembly
UCAAAGACUGGCACACCGGGCAGGACUCCGGGCAGCGGCACAUCGGGCUGGACUCCGGGCAGAGGCACAUCGGGCUGGACUCCGGGCAGAGGCACAUCGGGCUGGACUCCGGGCAGAGGCACAUCGGGCAGGACUCCGGCAGAGGCACAUCGGGCAGGACUCCGGGCAGAGGCACAUCGGGCAGGACUCCGGGCAGAGGCACAUCGGGCAGGACUCCGGGCAGAGGCACAUCGGGCAGGACUCCGGGCAGCGGCACAUCGGGCAGGACCCCGGGCGGAGCGCAGGCACCGGGCCCCGGGCGGAGCGGCAGGCACCGGGCCCCCGGCGGGCGACAGGCACCGGGCCCCCGGGCGGGGCGAC